AUGCCAGCCAGACACAGGGACACCACCAGCUCAGGACGCGAGAACCACAGGAUGAAGGGCACAGGCGCAGGACUACCUGAACACAUCCAAACCAACAAUGCGGCGGGAGGACCAACACCUUCUCAGACACUCGUCUUCCUGACCACUCGUAGGGAUGCGACGUUCAGCUCCAACUUACUGAUCAAAGCCUACCUCAAGAACCCGGCGAACCCAGUACCGUUUCCGUUACUACUAAUGAAGACGGGCUGGGGGACCAGCGUCCCAAGGAAGCUCGUCAGCGGGGGCACGUUGUCGACCCCAAAGCCAAGCCGGGCUGGGAUGAAUGUUUCUGAGCGCAGCUUGCCUCCUCGGCUCAACGGGCCUCUCCUGCGAAUCCGCUCCAACAACAACCACAACUCCCGGCGAGUUGACUCCCUCUUUUAUGGCCCCGUGGACCCUGUCCUGGUUGACCCUUCCGUCAAUCAUUAUUACACCUUCCCCGCACUCGAAGAGGCCCUCAUGGCCCCCCUAAAUUGCUACGAAUGCAAGCUUUUCGACCCUGUCAUCCUUCAAUCCUCUUUGUCCAUCUAA
Molecule: messenger RNA, 570 nt
Organism: Puccinia triticina
Lineage: Eukaryota; Fungi; Basidiomycota; Pucciniomycetes; Pucciniales; Pucciniaceae
Exons: 2
Coding region: 1-570 (189 amino acids)
Source: RefSeq, a predicted model, not a curated record